This is a messenger RNA of Caenorhabditis angaria, 2506 nucleotides long. NCBI's taxonomy places the organism in Eukaryota, Metazoa, Nematoda, Chromadorea, Rhabditida, Rhabditidae. The record is from the annotation of a GenBank genome assembly.
AUGCGGUGCAACAUCAGAAAAUUAUUCACUUUGGCGUUUUUUGUAUUUGCAACGACCUUGGUGAUUUUGUCAUUGCCAAAGGAUAAUUUCGGACGUGAGUUUCUUCAGCCUAUCUAAUUUCCAAUUAAAAUUCGUAAUUCAAUUAAAAACAUAUUCAAUAAACACUACCGUAUUCUUCUAUACGCGCCACUUUUUUUUCAAUACGAACGAAUUAUGUGUCAUAAAGACAUUUUUCCUUUUUCUAUUCAUUCCAUUACGAGAAAAAAAUCUGAUUCAUGCAAACAAAAAGAAGAAAUUCUGAAAAAAAAAACAUUUCUUUCAAUUUUAGGAGAAUGGGAACAAACACCACAAUCGAGAGAAGCAAAAACUUCGGAAAAUGAAAGGAUAUCACAAAAUCCACACGGUCAACAACAGUUACCAAAACAACCGAUUCCACCAAGUUUAGAUCGAUCAGCAUUCAAAGAUCCAUUUGGUAAUUUUUUCUCUUAUGAAAUUGGGACUUUUUGAAUUUCGGGAUCUAUGUUUGAGAAAUGUUGCUAUGAAAACAACUCAAAAAAUAUAAAUAAAUAUAAAUUUUUCAGACUUCGAAGUUGCUUCAAAUCGAAUAUUAUUGAAACAACUGUAUAGUUUGACGAAAAACCAAGAUUUGGAUGCGAAAUUGAAAAACGAGUGUCGACAAAAUGUGACACUUUCUGAUUUUUGGCAAUCGACUGAAAAGUGAGUUUUGUUUGUUUGUAACUUAAAACCUUUUUUGGGGAGGGGGAUAUGGCAUAGAAGUAUUAACUUGCACAGGGUUCAAAAAACAUGAAAAUUUCCGGAAUGAAUGAAUUUUGAAAUAAUGGAAAUUAGUUUCGAACAUAUGUGUUUUUGAUUUGAAGCUUGUCGGAACUUCUAAAAGUCUCGCAUUUUUUCAACAAAAACAGUCUCAUUAUCUCUAAUAUUUCAGACGAACAGUUCCUGAAAACGACAGUUGGGAGAAAUUCUAUUCAAACAUCGGAAGUUGUUCAAUGUAUUCAGAUGAUCAAGUGAUUGACAAAUUAUUGGAAGAUCUGAACAAAAUGCCAAUAAAACAUGUGCAUAUUAUGGAUGGUGGAACGCAAGUCAAGUUUGUCUUCACAUUUGAAAAUGAAAAACAAGCCGUUUUCAAACCAAUGAGAUUUGGAAGAGAUUAUGAAUCGGAUCCAAAUCAUUUCUAUUUCAGUGAUUUUGAAAGACAUCAAGCUGAAAUCGCCACUUUUCAUCUCGAUAGAGUUUUAGGAUUUCGAAGAGCUGUUCCAACUGUUGGAAGAAUUCUUAAUAUGACAACAGAACUUUUCGAUAAAGCUGAGAAAAAGUUGAAGAAAACAUUUUUCUAUUCGCCAGCCAAGAAUUUUUGUUUUGUUUCAAGAUGUGAUUAUUAUUGUGAUACAACACAUGCAAUUUGCGGGUAUCCUGAUUUGAAAGAGGGAAGUGUUCAAGUAUUUUUACCCGACGAAUCAGCAGUUCCAAGGAAACAUAAUCGUAGUCCAUAUCGUAGAACAUACUCGAAGAAAAAUCAAUUAGCUGAAUGGCAAACUGAUAUGAAUUAUUGUAAGGAAAAGGUGAAGACCAAGAAAUUAUAUUCCCAUGGAAGACGAUUAUUAGAUCUUGUUGAUUUGCAUAUCCUUGAUUAUUUGAUAGGAAAUCAAGAUCGACAUCAUUUUGAAUCAUUCGAUGUUUUCACAAGUCUACCAUCUUAUGCAAUUCAUUUAGAUCAUGGAAGAGCGUAUGUUUUUUUUGUCGUAUAAAUUAAAAGUGAAUUUUUGUUUUUUAUAGAUUUGGUAGAUCGGAUUGGGAUGAUGAUGAUAUUUUAUUACCAUUGAGGCAGUGUUGUGUAAUUCGACCAUCGACUUAUAAAACACUAAUUCAAUUUUAUAGCAAUCCAAAAUCGUUGUCGAAAACGCUUCAUGAGUGAGUUUGAAUUAUUUGAAUUUUGAUAACUAGGUUUCUCCUGUAAUUUUAAUCACAAAGAUUUUUUUAAACCGGAAUAUCCAAAAAGUACGGAAACAUUUUCGGCAGCGGGCUUGAUGAAUCAUAUCAACAAUUUCAGCACUUUUCUCUGUAUCCCGAAUAAAAUAAUUUCAGGAAAACACUUGCUUCCAAUUAAAAUUGUUCUAGAAAACAUCCGAAGCACUUUUAAGAUUCCAUGAAAAGAUUAUUUGUCAUUCCCCAAGGACCAAUGAGGAACCUCAAUCAAAUAUAUUUUUCAUUGCAGAUCAAUGUCAAAAGAUCCAGCACAUCCAAUUCUUGCCUACAAACACUAUCCAGCAAUUGAAAGGAGGCUUGGAAAAUGUUGGUUUUUUGUUGUUUUUUUUUACGUUUCAAAUAAUAUUAUAUUGAUUUUUCAGUAAUGUCAUAUCUUGCUGAUUGUUUUGAGAAAACACCAGCUGAUCAAGUUCUCAUCACUGAAUAUCACAAUCCAGAUAUUCCUGAAGACAAUCAAGAUGAAGAAGAGCCAAGUGAAGAGCAAGAAAAGAAAAAGGCAUAA